This is a messenger RNA of Oncorhynchus keta (chum salmon), 6946 nucleotides long. Its product is annotated as transmembrane protein 205. The coding region runs from base 460 to 1164 and encodes 234 amino acids. The record is from RefSeq and is a predicted model, not a curated record. The transcript has 5 exons. NCBI's taxonomy places the organism in Eukaryota, Metazoa, Chordata, Actinopteri, Salmoniformes, Salmonidae.
GCCAAUUAUGUGCAGGUGCGGGUGAUUGUGGCUGACUUUCCGACAGCAUCUUACCUGCAUUGCUCAGUACCAAAACAAUUGUUGUUAAAUGUAACGUAAACAAGUAUUCUUACUAAAAGAAGCUUUCGUAGCAAAACCGACAUCUCGAGUCAUUACUAAGAAGUUAGUUCAUCUAAAAUUUGGUGCCGAAACCCGGGAUAUGAGCUGCGACGAAGAAGUGGCUGAAAUGGCUGAGGAGGAACGUCGGCAUGAAGCAGAAAGAAUGAGACGAAAGCGGGGUACCAUUCGAGGCGCAACAACGCAGAUUUUGAAUCAGAUUGACGUGGAAACAUCCCAGUCAAAUCCGGAUACCGAGUACAUUGUUGGAAUUGUUAUCAGCUAAGGAGGACAGUUUGUUUGAACUCGAUCGUGGAAUUGAAGUUAACGCCAUUGGACGGAUUGGAGGCAGAGAUUGCAUGCAUGGAGGAUUAUAAAGAGCGCAUUAUCAUGCUGAAGAGUCGUGCACAAAGAGUGAUAACGAAGAAACCGGAUGUCAAUCCACUACCAGCCCGGGGAUCCAGGCAGAGAGAAAGGUGGAAGGAGACGGCUGGACUGACAAUGACCACUGAAGGGAAUCCCAGCCUCUCUGCCAAACUGCUGCAACUGGUGCUGCUGUCCACCUACUGGGGCAUGCAGAUCUGGUUUACCUGCAUAUCAAGCUUGGUGAUGGACAGCCACCUGAACAGACACACAUUUGGUUUGAUCCAGAGCAGACUGGUUCCGUUCUACCUUCACCUGGGCUCUCUCUGUGCCUUCCUCAACCUGACGCUGUUCGCUGUCUACCACCCUGCAGACCUGCUAGAUGACAGAGAGGCCUUCCAGAUUGGGGUAUACUUCCUGUGUGUGUCGGUAGCAGCGGUCAACGCCCAGUGGUUCGGUCAGAUGACAUCAGAGAUAAUGGAAGACAUGCAUCUAAUGGAGCAAGCACAAGGAUUGGGCCAGGACAUUGGUCUAUCUACCAAUAGGGAGGCUUACGCCAAGCUGUGUGAGACAGACGGUAGAUACAGGCGUCUGUCUGGUCGGCUGUGGCUUUACAGACUGUUGUCUUCGCUGUGUAACAUCUGCUGCAUUACCUGCAAUGCAUACAGCCUGUACUACCUAGCAGAGAACCUUACUUCACUAUAGCACAGUUACCAAAUCUGCAGUAUCUAUUGGCUGGGGAAAUAUGGAUGGUAAGUCCACGGGUGGCUGGAGUUAAUGGUAUCGACACAUUAAAAUCAUGGUUUCAUACCAUUCACAUUACUAUGAGCCGCGCUACCCUCACCAGCCUCCCGUGGUUAAGUCCAGCAACACUCAGGUUUGUUCUUUUUCAAGCCAUUUUAAUCUUCUACUAGAGCGAUAGAGGGGAUGUAUUUUAUUAAACUAGAGGAGAGAUGGAGGGGAUGUAUUUUAUUAAACUAGGAGAGGUGGAGGGAUGCAUUUUAUUAAACUAGGAGAGGUGGAGGGAUGUAUUUUAUUAAACUAGAAGAGGUGGAGGGAUGUAUUGUAUUAAACUAGGAGAGGUGGAGGGAUGUAUUUUAUUAAACUAGAGGAGGGAUGUAUUUUAUUAAACUAGAGGAGGGAUGUAUUUUAUUAAACUAGAGGAGGGAUGUAUUUUAUUAAACUAGGAGAGGUGGAGGGAUGUAUUUUAUUAAACUAGAGGGAUGUAUUUAAUUCAACUAGGAGAGGUGGAGGGAUGUAUUUUAUUAAACUAGAGGGAUGUAUUUAAUUCAACUAGGAGAGGUGGAGGGAUGUAUUUUAUUAAACUAGAGGGAUGUAUUUAAUUCAACUAGGAGAGGUGGAGGGAUGUAUUUUAUUAAACUAGAGGGAUGUAUUUAAUUCAACUAGGGGAGAGAUGGAUUUUAUUAAACUAGAGGGAUGUAUUUAAUUCAACUAGGGGAGAGAUGGAGGGAUGUAUUUUAUUAAACUAGAGGGAUGUAUUUUAUUCUACUAGAGAGAUGGAGGGAUGUAUUUUAUUAAACUAGAGGGAUGUAUUUUAUUAAACUAGAGGGAUGUAUUUUAUUCUACUAGAGGAGAGAUGGAGGGAUGUAUUGUAUUAAACUAGAGGAGGGAUGCAUUUUAUUAAACUAGAUGAGAGAUGGAGGGAUGUAUUUUAUUCUACUAGGGGAGAGAUGGAGAGAUGUAUUUUAUUCUACUAGAGGAGGGAUGCAUUUUAUUCUACUGGAGGAGAGAUGUAUUUUAUUAAACUAUAGGAGAGAUGGAGGGAUGCAUUUUAUUAAACUAGGGGAGGGAUGUAUUUUAUUCUACUAGAGGAGGGAUGUAUUUUAUUAAACUAGAGGAGAGAUGGAGGGAUGUAUUUUAUUAAACUAGGAGAGGGAUGUAUUUUAUUAAACUAGGAGAGGGAUGUAUUUUAUUAAACUAGGAGAGGGAUGUAUUUUAUUAAACUAGGAGAUGUAUUUUAUUAAACUAGGAGAUGUAUUUUAUUAAACUAGGAGAGGUGGAGGGAUGUAUUUUAUUAAACUAGAGGAGAGAUGUAUUUUAUUAAACUAGAGGAGAGAUGUAUAUUAUUAAACUAGAGGAGAGAUGUAUAUUAUUAAACUAGGAGAGGUGGAGGGAUGUAUUGUAUUAAACUAGAUGAGAGAUGGAGGGAUGUAUUUUAUUCUACUGGAGGAGAGAUGUAUUUUAUUAAACUAGAGGAGGGAUGCAUUUUAUUCUACUAGAGGAGGGAUGCAUUUUAUUCUACUAGAGGAGAGAUGUAUAUUAUUAAACUAGGAGAGGUGGAGGGAUGUAUUGUAUUAAACUAGAUGAGAGAUGGAGGGAUGUAUUUUAUUCUACUGGAGGAGAGAUGUAUUUUAUUAAACUAGAGGAGGGAUGUAUUUUAUUCUACUAGAGGAAGGAUGUAUUUUAUUCUACUAGAGGGAUGCAUUUUAUUAAACUAGAGGAGAGAUGCAUUUUAUUAAACUAGAUGAGAGAUGGAGGGAUGUAUUUUAUUCUACUGGAGGAGAGAUGUAUUUUAUUAAACUAGAGGAGGGAUGCAUUUUAUUCUACUAGAGGAGGGAUGCAUUUUAUUCUACUAGAGGAGAGAUGGAGGGAUGUAUUUUAUUCUACUAGAGGGAUGCAUUUUAUUCUACUAGAGGAGGGAUGUAUUUUAUUCUACUAGAGGGAUGCAUUUUAUUCUACUGGAGGAGAGAUGGAGAGAUGUAUUUUAUUAAACUAUAGGAGAGAUGGAGGGAUGUAUUUUAUUAAACUAUAGGAGGGAUGUAUUUUAUUCUACUAGAGGAGGGAUGUAUUUUAUUAAACUAGAAGAAGUGGAGAGAUGUAUUUUAUUAAACUAGAGGAGAUAUGUAUUUAAUUCAACUAGGAGAAGUGGAGAGAUGUAUUUUAUUAAACUAGAGGAGAGAUGUAUUUUAUUCUACUAGAGGAGAGAUGGAGGGAUGUAUUUUAUUAAACUAGAGGAGAGAUGCAUUUUAUUAAACUAGAUGAGGUGUAGGGAUGUAUUGUAUUAAACUAGGAGAGGUGGAGAGAUGUAUUUAAUUCAACUAGGAGAAGUGGAGGGAUGUAUUUUAUUAAACUAGAGGAGAGAUGUAUUUUAUUAAACUAGAGGAGAGAUGUAUUUUAUUAAACUAGAGGAGAUAUGUAUUUUAUUAAACUAGAGGAGAGAUGUAUUUUAUUAAACUAGGAGAGAGAUGGAGGGAUGUAUUUUAUUAAACUAGAGGAGAUAUGUAUUUUAUUCAACUAGGAGAGAGAUGGAGGGAUGUAUUUUAUUAAACUAGAGGAGAGAUGUAUUUUAUUAAACUAGAGGAGAGAUGUAUUUUAUUAAACUAGAGGAGAUAUGUAUUUUAUUAAACUAGGAGAGGUGGAGGGAUGUAUUUUAUUAAACUAGAGGAGAGAUGCAUUUUAUUUUUAUUUUACCUUUAUUUAACCAGGCAAGUCAGUUAAGAACACAUUCUUAUUUUCAAUGACGGCCUGGGAACAGUGGGUUAACUGCCUGUUCAGGGGCAGAACAACAGAUUUGUACCUUGUCAGCUCGGGGGUUUGAACUCGCAACCUUCCGGUUACUAGGCUACGCUGCCGCCCCAUUAAACUAGAUGAGAGAUGGAGGGAUGUAUUUUAUUCUACUAGGGGAGAGAUGGAGAGAUGCAUUUUAUUAAAUUAGAGGAGAGAUGUAUUUUAUUCUACUAGAGGAGAGAUGGAGGGAUGUAUUUUAUUAAACUAGAUGAGAGAUGGAGGGAUGCAUUUUAUUCUACUAAAGGAGAGAUGCAUUUUAUUCUACUGGAGGAGAGAUGGAGGGAUGUAUUUUAUUAAACUAGAGGAGAGAUGGAGGGAUGUAUUUUAUUCUACUAGGGGAGAGAUGGAGAGAUGUAUUUUAUUCUACUAGGGGAGAGAUGGAGAGAUGUAUUUUAUUCUACUAGGGGAGAGAUGGAGAGAUGUAUUUUAUUCUACUGGAGAGAUGGAGGGAUGCAUUUUAUUAAACUAGAUGAGAGAUGGAGGGAUGUAUUUUAUUCUACUAGGGGAGAGAUGGAGAGAUGUAUUUUAUUCUACUAGGGGAGAGAUGGAGAGAUGUAUUUUAUUCUACUAGGGGAGAGAUGGAGAGAUGUAUUUUAUUCUACUGGAGAGAUGGAGGGAUGCAUUUUAUUAAACUAGAUGAGAGAUGGAGGGAUGUAUUUUAUUCUACUAGGGGAGAGAUGGAGAGAUGCAUUUUAUUCUACUGGAGGGAUGUAUUUGAUUCUACUAAAGGAGAGAUGCAUUUUAUUCAUGCACCCAGUCAUUGCACUAACACCAGUUAAUAUUGGCUCACAAAAGUAUCCUUGCGUUAAUCAGACUGGGGAAGUAGAUAAAGGUUUUCAUUGUCAAAAUCCCUUUAAAAUGUAGAGCUGAUGUGGAUGGUGUCAGUAAAGCAAGAGAUUAUUUUUAAAGUCACAUUUACACAACCCUCAUCUACCGGUAGAAAUUAGGGGGUGGUGAGGUCAUCACUCUCCUGCAAGACUCAGCCUAUCCUGUGGGGCUGCCAUGGGGGCCUCCAGGUGCGUCCUUGAUGUCAUCUCCUGAGAACGCUCCAACCUGUGUGUUGGCUUCAUAGAGGUAGAAAGGACUCGGUGCCUCAAUGGAUUCUGUGACAGCAUGGGUAGCUCCAUCUCAAUUUGAAAGUUGUCCAUUUUCUUUUGUGUUUAAUAAGAGUAUUGCUAAUAUUGGUGAUUUAGCGCCACCUGCAGUGCUGAACCAAAUCUUGACUCAUUUGUUGGCUACCAAAUUGAUAAAAAUGUAUUUUACAAACCAUAGGCAACAAUUCACUGAACACUCCCCACUCAGUUGACUACUUUGAAAUGGUGGAAGACAUUUUUUUUUCACUUUGACUUUUCUACAUUGUAGAAUAAUAGUUCAGACAAACUAUGAAAUAACACAUGGAAUCAUGUAGAAAUCAAGUGUUAAUAAAUCAAAAUAUGAGAUUCUUGACAGCUUUGCAUUCUCUCAACCAGCUUCAUGAGGUAGUCACCUGGAAUACAUUUAAAUUAACAGGUGUGCCUUAAAAGUUAAUUUCUGGAAUUUCUUUCCUUCUUAAUACGUUUGAAUCAAAGUAGGGGUGGUAUACAGAAGAUAGUCCUAUUUGGUGCAAAAAACAGCUCAAAUAAGCAAAGAGAAAAAAAAACGGUCAGUCAAUACAGAAAAUGUAUUCCAAGUGCAAAAACCAAGCGCUAUGAUGCAACUGGUUCUCAUGAGGACCACCACAGGAAAGGAAGACCCAGAGAAUACAUUUAUUAGAGUUACCAGCCUCAGAAAUUGCAGCCCAAAUAAAUGCUUCAGAAUUCAAGUAACAGACUGCAUGAAUCAGGCCUUCAUGGUCAAAUUUCUGCAAAGAAACCACUACUUAAGGACACCAAUAAGAAGACUUGCUUGGGCAAAGAAACACAAGCAAAGGACAUUAGACCAGUGGAAAUCUGCACUUUGGUCUGAUGAGUCCAAAUUUUAGAUUUUUGGUUCCAACCGCCGUGCCUUUGAGAUGCAGAGUAGGUAAACGGAUGAUCUCCGCAUGUGUGGUUCCCACUGUGGAGGUGAUGGUGCUUUGCUGGUGACACUGUCUGAUUUAUUUAGAAUUCAAGGCACACUUAACCAGCAUUGCUACCACAGCAUUCCAUAGCAAUACGCCAUCCCAUCGUGUUUGGUCUUAGUGGGACUAUCAUUUGUUUUUCAACAGGACAAUGACCCAACACACCUCCAGGUCGUGUAAGGGCUAUUUGACUAAGAAGGAGAGUGAUGCAUCAGAUGACCUAGCCUUCACAAUCACCCAACCUCAACCCAAUUGAAGGAAAAGCAGCAAACAAGAACUCAGCAUAUGUAGGAACAGCAUUCCAGGUGAAGCUGGUUGAGAGAAUGCCAAGCUGUCAUCGAGGCAAAGUGUGGCUACUUUGAAGAAUCUCAAAUAUAUUUAGAUUUGUUUUAACACUUUUUUAGUUACAACAUGAUUCCAUAGAUGUCUACACAUAUUUUACAAUUUAGGAAAUAAAAACCCCGGAAGCAGUAGGUAUCAACUUUUGACUGGUACUGUAUAUUUAUUUGGUGUUACAUGUAGGAGUGGAUUUCUUUUCAUUUGGUCGUGUUUUAAUCAAAUAUAUCUGAGGUGCCCUUGAGCAAGACAUUUAACCCCUAAUAUGCAGUGUUUUUCUGGAUCAAAAAGGGUGGUGGGUGUGGCUGAAUUUGAGCCCCCCCAUCUUGGCGGAGGUAGACAUUUUUUUAAAGCCAAUUUCUCCAUGGUGUUAGAAUACAUUUUGCAGUCUUAAAAGCAAAUGUCCUGCAAUUAAUUUACCAUGGCUAAUGCUGUGUUCUAACAAAUCAAUACCGCUUAAUUGCUUUUGAAAUGUAAAUCUCCGACUGUCAAGCUUUUUUGUGAUUGUUAGUUCCAUUAACUUUAUUUGGUUUUAGUAAUUUGUUUACAUAAAUCCAGUGUAAGUAAUAAAAUUAAUUUAACGUA